Messenger RNA from Fusarium redolens, 836 nucleotides. RefSeq lists its product as uncharacterized. The transcript has a single exon. The record is from RefSeq and is a predicted model, not a curated record. Lineage: Eukaryota; Fungi; Ascomycota; Sordariomycetes; Hypocreales; Nectriaceae. The coding region runs from base 70 to 822 and encodes 250 amino acids.
GGUUAUGCGGUCGUCAUCAUCAGCCAUUGUCCCGAUGAACCAUCUAAAGACAAAGCUAUAACAUUCGGCAUGUGUUUGGACGCGCCCGGUCUGCGAGGAACUCACGGUGUCGAGCUUCUCCCUGAUGAUAAGAUCGCUAUAGCAACGACUUCAUAUGAACCAACUGGAAACAUCAAGAUCGUCAACGCAUCCUUGGAUACAUCAAACCCAUAUCCAGACUUCCUUCAGGAGCUUGAUGGUCUCCCCGCGGUCCACAGUCUCGUAUGGGACCAAGUAACAAAAAGCCUUUGGGCUGUCGGGAAUGACCUACCUCCUCAAGGGAAGUGUCCCUCGAGAGCUCAGAUGAAUCGCUACGAGUAUAGAGAUGGUUCAUUCUCUCGAAAGCCCUCUCAAGUCGAGGCCAUCGGUCCUCCAAAAAUGCUCAACGAGGAAUGGGACGAUACAUGGUGGGAUGGUGGCCAUGAUAUUACGCCUGUGCCUAACCAACGCCUUCUCUUGAUCUCUACAGACCUGGAUAUGCACCUCUUCAAUUUGACUUCAGCCUCAUUUCUGCACGGAACUGAAGUGUUGAAGCAGCCCUUCCUGCAGGGAUUCAAGCCAGUUUCCUCUCAUGAGAAGCACCUGCCUCGAGCCGGUAUCAAGUCAUUGAGCUUGCACAAAAGCUCUGGUACACUUUAUGUACAAGCUGAUUGGCAAAAGUAUUUUUCAACUCAAGUCAAUCAUCUUGCAUACGGAGCGAAGGCUCCAGGGGCCAUCUCGUUCUCGCAAUCGGUAUACCGUUCUCGUUGGUUUUCACUCGUGCCUGUUUGGUCCGUCGAGUAGCAUUUUAUAAGAAG